Molecule: messenger RNA, 884 nt
Organism: Pogoniulus pusillus (Red-fronted tinkerbird)
Lineage: Eukaryota; Metazoa; Chordata; Aves; Piciformes; Lybiidae
Product: dynein light chain 1, cytoplasmic-like
Exons: 3
Coding region: 158-427 (89 amino acids)
Biological process (GO): intraciliary retrograde transport; motile cilium assembly
Cellular component (GO): cytoplasmic dynein complex
Molecular function (GO): dynein intermediate chain binding
Source: RefSeq, a predicted model, not a curated record
UGUGGCCGGGUGUUCUUGGAGGAGACGGCGGCGGGCGCGGGUCGGUUAAACCGGCGCGGCAGCGGAGAGAGCUGCGUGUUCCCGUUUUUCCGUGCCGCGCCCGCUCCCGCUCCCUUCCACACAGGGCUGGUCCCGCGGCAGCGUUCCAGGGGCAAUCAUGAGUGAUCGAAAGGCAGUGAUCAAGAAUGCAGACAUGUCAGAGGAGAUGCAGCAGGAUGCUGUAGAGUGUGCUACUCAGGCCUUAGAGAAAUACAACAUCGAGAAGGACAUUGCUGCUCACAUAAAGAAGGAGUUUGACAAGAAAUACAAUCCUACUUGGCACUGCAUUGUGGGAAGGAACUUUGGCAGCUAUGUAACUCAUGAGACCAAGCACUUCAUCUACUUCUACCUCGGUCAAGUCGCCAUUCUACUCUUCAAGUCUGGUUAGACCCAGGGGCUGUUACUGAGCCUGACACCCAGUUAUAGGACUAUGCUGACUCCUGACCAGUUACCACAGCCUUCCUGACGACGCAGACCUUGAUCUUCAAGGGCAAUGGCAGGGAUUAUGCUAUAGCAGAGGAUGUUACAUUGUGGAUAUAAAGAGGAAAAAUGCCAAAAAAAGUCUUCCUUGUAUUUAUUUUUUUUUCAGACAGCUGCUUCUUUGCGAGUACAGCUCUUUGAAGCAGUUUUGCCUUUGAAAGUUUUACAGUGAUCUACAGUAUUGCUAAUUAGUACUAGUGCUGUGUGAGUACUGACACUGUUUAGUUCCAAACAUUUGCUGCUCUUCACAUUUGUGUUUUGACACUUCCUCUCUCGUUUUGCUGGAUGCACUGCCCCAAAGCAUGAGCACUGUUUCUGCCAAUGCCCCUUGGGGAGCCACUUUGGAAAAUAAAGGACAAGCCCUA